AUGCGACCGUCGUCUCUUUUACUUGCCGGAACAAUAGAUCGAGCAGGUGCAGUCAAAGAGGCUUUUCAAUUCGCUUGGGAUGGCUACUUUAAGUACGCCUAUCCUAACGAUGAGCUUCGACCGGUGUCGAAUACAUAUAGCAACUCAAGAAAUGGAUGGGGCGCCUCAGCAGUCGAUUCCCUGAGUACUGCGUGCAUUAUGCGACUUCCAGAAGUUAUCGACACAAUCCUGAAACACGUUUCCGAGGUCAAUUUCUCAAGGACGGGUGACCUUGUGAAUCUCUUUGAGACGACAAUUAGGUAUCUCGGUGGUCUGCUGUCAGGGUAUGACCUUCUGACCGGUCCGCUCUCCGAUUUAUGCCUAGAUCAAGAACUCGUCAAUGGCUUGUUGGAUCAGGCACAGAAUCUUGCAGAUAUAUUGAGCGUCGCAUUUCGUACGCGUACUGGUAUACCUUUCAAUCGCUUGAAUAUCACCGACAAUGGACUGGUUGGCGAUGGGACGAAUCACAUUGCCACAAUUGGAACUCUUGUCCUAGAAUGGACCCGCCUCAGUGAUAUUUUGGGCGAUCCGAAGUAUGGUAGUCUUGCCGAGAAAGCGGAGUCGUAUCUUUUGGAUCCUCAACCACCUGCUGGAGAGCCGUUCCCUGGGCUAAUUGGAACCACUGUCAAUAUCUCAACCGGUGAGAUUAUGGAGUCAAGCGGCAGUUGGGGAGGUGGAGACGACUCAUUCUAUGAGUAUUUAAUCAAGAUGUACACUUACGAUCCCCAACGUUUUUCUGUCUACAGAGAUCGAUGGAUAUUGGCAGUGGACUCUACAAUCACUUACCUCCAGUCACAUCCCUCAUCUCGACCCGACCUGACUUUUGUCGCUGCUUUCCAUGGAACAACCCCAAUCAACAGCAGUUCGCAUUUGGCAUGUUUCCAUGGAGGCAACUUCAUCCUGGGAGGGUUGGUGCUCAACCGGACUGCCUACAUCGACUUCGGCCUCAAGCUUGUGAAUGGCUGCCACCAAACGUACGUUGCAACGGCUACUCGAAUCGGGCCGGAGGGUUUCAGUUGGGACACGAGUGCCAUUCUCAAGCCAAAGGACGAAGAUUUCAAGACUCAUGGCUUCUACAUCACUGGCGGAUCAUAUGCAUUGCGUCCAGAAGUUAUUGAGAGCUAUUACUACGCAUAUCGCGCAACGGGCGAUCAGCAAUACCAGGAGUGGGCAUGGGAUGCGUUCGUAGCAAUCAACGCGACGACAAGAACAGCCAGUGGGUUUUCCAGCAUUUCGGAUGUGGAUGUACCCGGUGGUGGCAAAAAGUUGGAUAUGCAAGAGAGCUUCUUGUUUGCAGAGGUGUUCAAGUAUGCUUAUUUGAUCUUUGCCGAGGAUGACGAGUGGCAAGUCCCGAAGAACGGGAAGAACACAUGGGUCUUCAACACCGAAGCACAUCCGCUGAGAGCCGGUAUCCGGGGAUAUCACCAGUGACUUGCAUGCAGGUCAUGCCGCAACAGACAAACUUAGAUCCGC
Molecule: messenger RNA, 1512 nt
Organism: Eremomyces bilateralis CBS 781.70
Lineage: Eukaryota; Fungi; Ascomycota; Dothideomycetes; Eremomycetales; Eremomycetaceae
Exons: 5
Coding region: 1-1470 (489 amino acids)
Biological process (GO): N-glycan processing; carbohydrate metabolic process
Cellular component (GO): endoplasmic reticulum; Golgi membrane
Molecular function (GO): mannosyl-oligosaccharide 1,2-alpha-mannosidase activity; calcium ion binding
Source: RefSeq, a predicted model, not a curated record